UCUGCCAAGUUCCUUCUCUCGGUUAUCCGCAUUGGGCUUAACCGAUUCCUCGCUUUAUGUAACAUUAAUGACGUCUGGCGGCUUUUGAUACCAAAAGAUCCCUAAAAAACGACACCCGCUCCGCUACAAAGGAUUAAAAGACCGCGUGUCCGCUAUGUUCCUUGCAAAGGGUUUCCGGUAACUGGUCAUAAAGCUGUUAGCUAGUAGCCUUAGCAUUAGCGUAUGCUAUCCAACGAGUUCGCCGGUACAGGCGGACCCUCUUCUUUGUCUGACAGGCGAAGGCGUGCUCUUUGUUAGGGCUUUCCUCCUUUGUCCAUUCGGGAAAGAGGAACUGUUAGGCCCGGCGUUACGUAGCUAUCCGCAUCGCUAACGCGGUUAGAAAAUGCAAGUCGCGAAAAAAUACUUCACAGAAGGCCUGAUUCAGUUGACCAUCUUGCUGAGUUUGAUUGGAGUUCGUGUGGACAUCGACCGCUACUUAAGCGGCGACUAUUCGCCUCUCAUUGAGAUCAAUUUGGGUCCGAGCUCAGCCUACACCCAAACUCCGUUCCACAGUCCGAGAGACACACUCGGGGGACACGCCGUGCACCCGAAAUGCCCCGAGUUGGAGGAUUUCUUCGCCAGUCGCCGGCUGCUCGACGAGGUUAGGACACUCGGUUCUCCGCGUUUCCCCACAGAGUUGAACGCAUGGCUGGUGCACCAAGUGUCGGCCAUUGACAAGUCUGACGGCGGGCAGCCUUCGACGAGCACAGACGCCGACGCGGACCCUGAAAGCUCCGAGGAUGACGGCCAACACCUGCACGACGGCGACCAGGAGCUGCAGCCGUCAUCUCCCCCAGCGGGGCCCUGUGUGACCGGGGUCAACAGGGUUAUAAAACAGGAGGAUGUUGACGUGAAGGAGGAGGAGGAAUCUGCUCCCGUCACUCAACUGGCGCUCAGUUCCACUCUGGAACAAGAGAGCGUGUUGGAAGGCAUCACUUCACUGUCAGAGCCCCCCCGACAGCCCCCUCCUGCAAGUGACUUUGACCAGCACUGGAGCCGCUUCCUGUCCAUGCCCGUCGCCGACCUCGAAGACUUGGACUCCCUUGUCACCGAGCGCCUGUCAGACUUUGACGCAGACGUCACGAGCGGCAUCAGCCUGGAUGCCACCUUGCUGGACGCCAUGGUUACCAGCGGCGGAGCUUUUGACGGCAGGCAGCAGAGAUCCUUAUUCCGACAGGAGUCCACCGGCUCCUCGCUCUCCGACGCCUCACCGGGGAUGGCUCUGGGUCUGGCGGCGCUCCCCUUCGCGUCGGUGUGCAGCUUGUCUGGCGGCGGGUCGUCGCGGAACUCGCCAAGCGACUGUCUGGACGAGGCCAUCUUUGAGCAGAUCAACCAGCUGGGCCUGGAGAGCCUGGACACCAUAGACUCCCGGCUGAUGGGCGCCUCGGCCGUCUUGCAACCACAGGCCCUUGAGGAUUUGGACUCGGACUCUGGUCUCUCUUUGGAGAGCAGCUCUGGAGGUCCAGUCUCCCCAGGCUCAUCGGAGAUGUCGUCGUCAUCGUCAUCGAGUUCGUUCUGCGAAGACGAAUGCGGAGCCACGGGCUACAGCAGCGAGGCGGACUGGUUGCCGUCUAAAGGCUUUCCGGACAUGAGCGAGAGCGUGUGGCACGACCACAGCUACUCGUCUCCCGCCUUCUUCAACCCGCCGCCGCUCACCCUCGCCCACAAAGGCAUCAAGGAGGAGCCUAUGAGCGACGACGAAGGGCCCGGUCUGGAGGAGCGCGAGCUGAGUCGGGACGAAGUGCGCGCCCGCGCCAUGUGCAUCCCCUUUUCCGUGCUGCAGAUCGUCAACAUGCCGGUGGAGGAGUUCCUGGAGCUCAUUGAGGGCCACGGCUUCACCGCCGAGCAGGUGACCCUCCUCAGGGACAUCCGCCGGCGCGGCAAGAACAAGCUGGCGGCGCAGAACUGCCGCAAACGCAAACUGGACGCCAUCACGGGGCUCCAAGAAGAGGUGGAGCGGCUCCGGGCUCAAAGGGACCGGCUGCUGAGGGAGAAACAGAUCACGGCCAAGACCAUGGGCGCCGUGGGCCAGCAGAUUCGCCAGCUCACUAGAGACGUGCUGGCUCGGCUCAGAGACGAUUCGGGACGAGCCCUGGACCCGGACACGUUCACCCUGCGGUGCGGGGCCAACGGGAGGGUCCUGGUUCAGCCCGUGAGGAGGCCCGCCGUCUCGGCGGCCAGCGGCAGUAAGUCGGACAAGAGGAAAAAGGGCAAGAAGCAGUGAGGCUGCUUUUCUUUUUUUCAAGGUGGACUUUCUUGGCUGUGGAAUAUCCUCUUACAAAAGUGUGUGUGUGUGUGUGUGUGUGUGUGUGUGUGUGUGUGUGUGUGUGUGUGUGUGUGUGUGUGUGUGUGUGUGUGUGUGUGUGUGUGUGUGUGUGUGUGUGUGUGUGUGUGUGUGUGUGUGUGUGUGUGUGU
Molecule: messenger RNA, 2454 nt
Organism: Entelurus aequoreus (snake pipefish)
Lineage: Eukaryota; Metazoa; Chordata; Actinopteri; Syngnathiformes; Syngnathidae
Gene: nfe2l3
Product: nfe2 like bZIP transcription factor 3
Exons: 5
Coding region: 383-2263 (626 amino acids)
Biological process (GO): regulation of transcription by RNA polymerase II
Cellular component (GO): nucleus
Molecular function (GO): RNA polymerase II cis-regulatory region sequence-specific DNA binding; DNA-binding transcription factor activity, RNA polymerase II-specific
Source: RefSeq, a predicted model, not a curated record